CCGCCGGGUCCCGGAGCCCGGGCCGCCGCGCCACGCCGUGGAGCUCCCCGGAGCGGGGGGCGAAGUUCCGGCAUGUGGGACGGGGCACGCAGAGAAGAAGCCGUGGCGGCGGACUCUCGGGUCAGCAGGCCGUUGGCCACUGUAGACACUGACCGUGCCUGCGGAGAUCCUGAUGUGCCACAGAUAAACUCGAAGAGUAAAGAAAAGGAAUCAAUCAAGAGCGAGCAAGAAAAGAAGAGGAAAAAAAAGCACAAUGAUUAUCAACCCAACUAUUUCUUGUCCAUUCCAAUCACCAACAAAAAGAUUACAGGAGAAAUUAAAGCCCUGCAAAAUGCAGUAAUACAACAAGAUAAGCGACUGGCCAAAGCAAUGGUGGGCGAUGGCUCCUUUCAUAUUACCCUGCUAGUGAUGCAGUUAUUAAAUGAAGAUGAAGUGAACAUUGGUGUGGAUGCGCUUUGGGAAUUGAAGCAGUCGGUAGAAGAUGUCCUGCAGGGCAGAUGUCUGACGUUGCCUUUCCAAGGGAUUGGCACUUUCGGAAAUCAGGUUGGCUUCGUGAAGCUGGUGGACGGAGACCACAGACCCCCACUCUUGGAGAUUGCAGAGAUUGCAAAAAGGAUGUUUCAAGAAAAAGGCAUCCUGGCUGGAGAAAGCAGAAGUUUUAAGCCCCACCUGACCUUUAUGAAGUUGUCCAAAGCGCCCUGGCUCCGGAAGCAUGGAGUGAAAAAGAUAGACCCUGAGUGGUAUGAAAAGUUUAUCCAGCACAGAUUUGGAGAAGAAACAUUGUACCGCAUAGAUCUUUGUUCCAUGGAGAAGAAAAAGCAAAGUGAUGGUUAUUAUCACUGUGAGUCUUCAAUCAUGGUUGGUAACAAGACUGGAGCAGAGCCGGAUGAUGUUGAGCUGGUAAGACUGAGUAAGAGGCUGGUGGAGAACGCGGUGCUCAAGGCUGUGCAGCAGUACCUGGAAGAAACCCAGAACAAAAAGCAGCCAGGGGAGGGGAGCUCUGUGAAAGCAGAAGAGGCCGAUGGGAGUGGCAAUGGCAGUGAUAACAACAGGAAAUGAGACUGGAACUGGGGUCCCGGCUGUUCUGUGGAAACGCAUCCCUUCUCCCCUCUGCUAAGUCUGGACGCUGACCUGCCAUGUGCUGUUUAAGUGUCCCUUGUCUCAUCCAAGGAGAUGGCCUAACACUCAUGAUCGAUGUGUUUGCAUUUCUGAAACACAACAGAAGCGAAGCGGAGUCCUUGGGACUAGCAGAGGAAGUUAGUUUAUGGAAGAAAAAUGGGCCAAGUUUCACUUGCCCUCAGCCGAGCACAGGGAGGGAGGGGCACUCCGGGUUCCACCUGCCUCGGGACCCAGAGGCCGGGAGAGGCCUGGCCCUGAAUGAAAUACUGCCACUUCUAUUGCCUAGGGCAUUUGACUACUUCAUCUGAGGCCAAACACACACUGCUGUCAAGUGCAAAGUUUAAUUCAUCACUGUCGAAAUUAUCUUCUGUCCAUAAUGUUUCAUGUUUGUCCUUCAUGUGCUAUCGCUAUGCACUGAUCUUCAUUUACAGUAAUUUGUGUUUUAUGUACAUGAUAUAUUUUUGGCAAAACACAACCUUUUCUAUAAAAUGGGCAACAUUUUAAAGGUUUUUUUUUAAGCCUCAUUUUGAUAAGUCAGUGUAUCAUGUUUAAAGUUUUUCAUUGACAUUUGUACUUUAAAUGUAUUAUAUAAUUUUUUUCCCUUUAGGCAAGAAACCUAUUGGAACCCAAGACUUAAUUAAUGAAGCUUUGGAACAAGAAAGGAUGGGUCUGAAGUCCAAAGUGAAGCAGAUAAAGGAACUUUUAUUAAUGCCUGAGACUCAGGCCAAAAUUAGGAGGGAGCUUUUUGAAGGACAACACAUUAAUAACAGUAAUCAAGUUGAUUUCAGUGCAACUUGGC
Molecule: messenger RNA, 1918 nt
Organism: Heterocephalus glaber (naked mole-rat)
Lineage: Eukaryota; Metazoa; Chordata; Mammalia; Rodentia; Bathyergidae
Gene: Akap7
Product: A-kinase anchoring protein 7
Cellular component (GO): cytosol
Molecular function (GO): protein kinase A regulatory subunit binding
Source: RefSeq, a predicted model, not a curated record